AUGGAAUAUCCGCAAGAAAGCUUCAAAGCCACAACUUUCGCUCCGGACUCCUUUUGGGCCCAGCGCCGACAAGUUGUUCGAUCCCAGACACUGCGGCACCAGCUGCAGAUGAUGAAGGACACUGGACGGUAUGACGCAUUCAAGUUGAAGUGGCAUCCGAGCUAUUCGGAUCCAUGCACAGUGUGGCCGGUGCCCAAUCACUUGUUUUGGGAUUCGGAUGUGGCCAAAUGGAUCGAAGGUGCUUGCUAUUUUCUGAUGGAUUAUCCAGACGAAGAAAUAGAUGCGGCCAUCAGGGAGCUUGUGGAAAUGAUCCAGAACGCUCAGCAGUCGGACGGAUAUCUCAAUAUCCACUACACGGUAGUUGAACCUGGGAAGAGGUUUACUAACCUUCGAGACAUGCAUGAACUAUAUAAUGCAGGACACCUUGUAGAAGCUGCGCUCGCCCACCGUCUCCUUUACAGAAACGAUGAAUUGUUGUCGCCUAUUCUGAAAUAUGUUGCGCUGCUUGCAGCUACCUUUGGAAACAAGGAGGGACAAAAGGCUGGCUAUCCUGGUCAUCCAGAAAUUGAACUAGCCCUUCUGCGCCUGUAUAAAGUAACACAAGACCCUGAGCACCUUCGUCUGGCCCGUUUCUUUCUUGAGGAGCGUGGUAAUCCCUCUGGCGGAAAAGAACGGCGGCAUUACUACGAUGUGGAGGCUGAGGCCCGAGGCGAGCGUAAGCAUGAAGUGCCCGAAGCCUAUCCAGCCGCGAGAAGCUAUUGGUAUCAACAAGCCCAUGUCCCAAUUACCCAACAGCAAACAAUUGAGGGGCACGCUGUUCGUGCCAUGUACCUCCUAACCUCAGUUACGGACCUUGUCCGCAUCUGCGAGCCAAGCAGUGAUGUUGCGAACAAGUUCUUGCCCGCUUUGCAUCGACUCUGGUCGAACAUGAUUGAGAAGAAAUCCUAUAUGACGGGCGGUAUUGGCGCCAUGAAACAGUGGGAGGGUUUUGGUAUUGAUUAUUUCUUACCCCAUGGAACGGACGAGGGUGGGUGUUAUGCGGAAACUUGCGCAGCAAUCGGGGUGAUGAUGCUGGCUGAACGAUUGUUACAGGUUGAACUUCACAGCCACUAUGCGGAUAUUUUGGAGCUGUGUCUCUAUAACGCAGUCCUAACAGGAAUGAGCUUGGAUGGAAAGGGGUUCACCUACGUAAAUCAACUCGCCUCAUCAGAAAAGGACUUGUCCCGGCGCUACGAAUGGUUUGAGUGUGCCUGUUGUCCGCCCAACGUCACUCGAACACUGGGCUGUCUGGGCGGUUAUCUUUGGAGCUACAAGGUCAACAACGAGAGACAGAAGGCUACUGUCAACGUGCAUCUUUAUACCUCGGCUACGUUGCGCUUUCAGGUUGCGGACUCCAGGAUCGAGAUUACUCAGAAGACACAGUGGCCAUGGAACGGGGAUGUUUCUUUCUCUGUGAAUAUUGACGGUCCGCCAGUGAACUUGGAGCUGCGGCUGCGAAUCCCUGGAUGGGCAAGCACCUGGGAGCCUUCAUGGCCGGAUCUUCAUGAUGGGUAUCUCUAUUUACCCUCAGACUGGAUCCAGCAGCAUGCGGAAUUCAGUCUCAGCUGUCCGAUGCGCCCCCGAGUGGUAAGGCCACAUCCAUUAACGAUGCAGCCUGUCGCCUAUGUCACCCGCGGACCGAUAGUGUACUGUGUCGAGGAUGUAGACAAUUCUUGGGAGAAUGAUCAUUUUAAGGAGGAGGUACAAUCGACUCCCGAUCAUCACGUGGGCAUCAUCGCCCAAGGUGGCUCUCGAGGAACUUUGGAUACAACCCGUUGGAAGCGGCAGAUUGUAGCUGAAUCCGGCGAUGUGGCUCCAAUCAGCGAGGAUGUGAGAGAUUUAUGUUUUAUACCUUAUUAUCUCCGAGCCAACAGAGGCGGAAAGGGACAGAUGCGAGUGGGAUUACGGGUUGAAUAG
This is a messenger RNA of Aspergillus fischeri NRRL 181, 1956 nucleotides long. RefSeq names its product glycoside hydrolase family 127 protein. Gene Ontology annotation, biological process: carbohydrate metabolic process. The coding region runs from base 1 to 1956 and encodes 651 amino acids. The transcript is spliced from 6 exons. The record is from RefSeq and is a predicted model, not a curated record. NCBI's taxonomy places the organism in Eukaryota, Fungi, Ascomycota, Eurotiomycetes, Eurotiales, Aspergillaceae.